CAAACUUCACAAAGAGUACAAAAGUUGUCAACAAUAUUUGGGCAUUCGUUACACGUAAAAGGCAAUACAUAUAAUGUAUCAAGCUAUCAGCACGGCGACUCCAGCAAUGCCUGUAAUAUUUCCCUCUUCAUGGACGCGACCUGUAAUCCUCCCUCUCCGGAGUGUAAAGACCUUCAAGCCUCUCGCAUGCCUCAAAUUAAAAGGAGAAAAAAGAAUGAGUGGGUUCCAUGAAACUGAACAUAAAGUUCGUGAUUAUGAAUUGGAUCAGUUUGGUGUUGUGAACAAUGCCGUUUAUGCCAACUACUGCCAACACGGUCGACACGAGUUCAUGGAGAGUAUCGGUAUCAACUGCGAUGAAGUAGCCCGUUCUGGUGAAGCCUUGGCAAUUUCUGAGUUUUCAAUCAAAUUCCGUGCACCUUUACGAAGUGGAUUCAGAUUUGUGGUGAAAACUAGGAUAUCAGGAGUAUCUGUGGCGCGUAUCUACUUUGAGCAAUUCAUCUUAAAACUGCCUGAUCAAGAGCUUAUUUUGGAAGCGCACGGAACGGGUGUGUGGCUCGACAACAACUACCGUCCUGCCCGAGUCCCAUCUUAUAUACGCUCUAAUUUCGUUCAUUUUCAACGCCAAGAAGUCGCUGUUCACUCCUAAUUUUGUUCACAUCCAAUAAGUACUGUCUUGCCUGCAUUCAUAUGUUUUUUUUUUUCAAAUAAGGAAGAGGUUCUAAAUCUAGAUUCCUACAUUCUCUCAUUCCAGAGAAUAGAAAAUGCCAUUCGAUUUGAAGAUUUCUAAAAUUUAUCUGAAAGUUUUAUAAAUUGAGUUAUUGAUAACUUAUUCUUGUAUAUUAUUUUA
Molecule: messenger RNA, 847 nt
Organism: Camelina sativa (false flax)
Lineage: Eukaryota; Viridiplantae; Streptophyta; Magnoliopsida; Brassicales; Brassicaceae
Product: acyl-acyl carrier protein thioesterase ATL1, chloroplastic-like
Cellular component (GO): chloroplast
Molecular function (GO): fatty acyl-[ACP] hydrolase activity
Source: RefSeq, a predicted model, not a curated record